UUUCCUCUCUCAAAUCAGAGGUUGCAUUUUUCAGGUAUUUCCCCACAUCCCAGGGGCUGGAUUUCUGGUUUGUGAAAGGAGUGGUGUGUUAAUACCUCGCCGCCAGGACCCCAGACAGCCACUCUCUAACCUGUCCUCCACUGCCCAACAACCAUGAGGUCUCUGCCAUGCGGAUUGCUGCUGCUCUGCCUGAUCCUCGUUGGCCAGGAGUGUGGAGCUUUGGUUGAGUACAGGAAUGCCGCGGCACUGAGUGCAGGCCUGUGCCGGACUCGGCCCAUGGACCUGGUCUUCAUCGUCGACAGCUCGCGCAGCGUGCGGCCCUCCGAGUUCGAGCAGGUCAAGGUCUUCCUGACCAAGGUGAUCGAGGGGCUGGACGUGGGGCCCAACGCCACACGCGUCGGGGUGGUCAACUACGCCAGCGGGGUGAAGAACGAAGUGUCCCUCAAGACGUAUCGCAACAAGGCGGCCCUGGUCAAAGCAGUCACCAAGAUCGAGCCCCUGGCCACCGGCACCAUGACCGGCCUGGCCAUCCAGUUCGCCAUGAACGUGGCCUUCAGCGAGGCCGAGGGCGCCCGAGUGCGCUCCUCCGACAUCAGCAAGGUGGCCAUCAUCGUGACGGAUGGGCGUCCUCAGGACAACGUGAAAGACGUGGCAGCGCGGGCCCGGGAUCUGGGGAUCCAGAUAUUCGCCAUUGGCGUGGGGCGGGUGGACAUGAACACGCUGCGACAGAUCGCCAGCACACCCCUGGAGGACCACGUCGACUACGUGGAAAGCUACAGUAUCAUUGAGAAACUCACCAAGAAGUUCCAGGAGGCCUUCUGUGCCUGCAGCUCCUCUGCCACUGACGUGGUCUUCCUGAUCGAUGGCUCCAAGAGCGUGCGGCCUGAGAACUUUGAGCUGGUCAAGAGGUUCAUCAACCAGAUCGUGGACAAGCUGGAUGUGGCAGAGAACAAAGCCCACGUGGGGCUGGUGCAGUACUCCAGCUCAGUGAGGCAGGAGUUCCCUCUAGGCCUAUACAACACCAAGAAGGACCUGAAGGACGCGGUCAAGAACAUGUCCUACAUGGAGAAGGGCACCAUGACUGGCCAGGCUCUGCGGUACCUGGUGGACAACAGCUUCUCAGUCAGCCACGGGGCUCGUCCUGGAGUUUCCAAGGUGGGCAUUGUGUUCACCGAUGGCCGCUCCCAGGACUACAUUGGGGAUGCUGCCAAGAAGGCCAAGGAAAAGGAGUUUAAGAUGUAUGCAGUAGGAGUUGGCAACGCUGUGGAAGACGAGCUGAAGGAGAUUGCCUCAGAUCCACAGCAUUACUUCUACACAGCCGACUUCAAGACCAUUAACCAGAUCGCAAAAAAACUGCAUGUCAAAGUCUGCAAGGAAGAAAACCCCUGUGAAUGUGAAUCCAUCGUCAAGUUCCGGACAAAAGUAGAGGAUGACAUAAAAGCGUUAACAAAAAAAACUGGAAGCAGUAACAAAGAGAAUCGCAGCGCUGGAGAACAAAAUCGUCUAAAGCCAAGCAGGAACCUCGUCAAUCAUCUUCGCCACCACCUCCUUCCCUGCACUCCUUCCUACCCUUCGUCUUCCAAGCCACAUUCUGAAACAUACUGAAGACCCUUCCUGGCCAGGCCCGCAGGAGGUGGGCCCAGCUUUUCUCUUGCAUCAUGGAAAGGUGUUGCUUUGCUUCUGUGCAGCUGUCACUGGCACCAAAGACCAUUGCUAACACUCUGAGCAAAGCACUGAACUUGAGUGUUAGUCAGCACUGUUCUGCAGAGUGGGCUAUCACUUAAACCCCCCGGCUUUAUCUGCAUCUACACCCCUGGUGAUGUCUGGUGAGGUGUAUAGAAAUAUUUAUUUACUUUACCAACAGCAAGGUGGAUCAGAUUUAUUGUGUGUAUAACUGUCUCUUAGUUUCUUCACUUUCUACUAUCUCACUACACAAAGGUAUCUAUUAUAUAUGAUAUAAAAAGCUAAUUUAAUAUAUGAUUGGACUCUACAAACUUACGUUUUGGUGCUUGUUUUUAUAAAUUAAACUAGAAUAUAAUACUUCGUCAUGAGUCAUGUAUUGCACACAGCCCCAAGCUUGAUGCUGAAAGAAAAACUCCAAUUCGCUUUCCGUUGCUGAAAACCCAGAGCCUUCUCUUAACUAAAGGAGACUUUAGCGUCCCCAGUUUGCCUUACUCCAGCGCAAGGACAGUGGUUACAAAUUUGGUUCAUUCUCCUGGGUUGUUAACAACGCAAUCUUUCAGGACUGUGGGAUCGACCUUCAGACAAACCACCCUCCUCUGACCAGUGAGGCAAUCAUUAAACUGUAAACUGGGUUUGUUUGCAGGACAUGAAAAACCAAACAUUAAAAAAUGCUGAAAAUGA
Molecule: messenger RNA, 2364 nt
Organism: Lepisosteus oculatus (spotted gar)
Lineage: Eukaryota; Metazoa; Chordata; Actinopteri; Semionotiformes; Lepisosteidae
Source: RefSeq, a predicted model, not a curated record